UGCUUACGGGCUCAGAGGAGGGAGCUCCGCCUGUUCUCAGUUGUCGGCUCCUGGAAUUCAGAAAUACGGGUUCCGCCUCCGCGGCGACGCAGUCCGCCGAGUCUUACCGCGGCGAAUCCUGACUUCUCCCCCGACAGGUGCUGGGACGAUGGCCGAAUCCCUGUCCCCGGACCAUUUCAGCUGCCCCCUCUGCGUGGGCAUCCUGAGGGACCCCGUGGCCAUUCCCUGCGGCCACAGCUUCUGCAUGGACUGCAUCAGCAACUACUGGAACGAGGCCGACUACACGGGCAUCUACAUUUGCCCGCAGUGCCAGAUCACGUUCACGCAGAGGCCCGUGCUGCGACCCAACACCAUGCUCACCAAGGUGGCGGAGAAGCUCAAGAGGUCCGGCCCCAGCCCGCCCGCCGCCAACAGUUACGCGGGGCCCACCGACGUCCCCUGCGACUUCUGCACCGGGAAAAAGUUCAAGGCCAUCAAGUCGUGCCUCAACUGCCUGGCCUCGUACUGCGAGAAGCACCUGAGGCCCCACUACGAGUCGGCCACGUUCAAACGCCACAAACUGGUGGACGAGCUCGGCAACCUGGACCGCAAGAUCUGCCCCCAGCACCAGAAGACCCUGGAGCUGUUCUGCCGCACGGACCAGAUGUGCAUCUGCGCCCUGUGCACCGUCAGCGAGCACAAGGGCCACGACAUCGUCUCGGCGGAGGCCGAACGGAGCGAGAAGCAGAAACUGCUGGGAGUUUCGCAGACAGAAAUCCGGCAGAAAUGCCAGGAGAGGAUGAAGGAGCUGGAUGAGUUGAGAACAGCUGUAGACUCCCUCAAAAGCUCAGCCCAAAGGGCCAUGGCUGAGAGCGAGAAGAUGUUCCGAGAAAUGAUCAGCUCCAUCGAGAGGAUGCGCACCGAGGUCACCAAGCUCAUCGGCAUCAACGAGAAGGCGGCCUUCAGCCAGGCCGACAGCCUGGUGGAGCGACUGGAGCAGGAGAUCGAGGAGCUGAAGAAGAAGGAGUCUGGACUGAAGCAGCUGUACAGCACAGAGGACCACAUUCACUUCUUGCAGAACUUCAACUACCUAUGCACCCCGACCGACGAUGGCGUCAUCCCACGGGUGACGGUGAACCCGGACUUCUCCUUCGCAGCCGCCAGGAAGGCCGUGGCCGAAAUCAAGGAGCGCCUGGAGGAACUGGGCCGAGAAGAGCUGCUGAAGAUAUCGCGAUCAGUGAACGAGAUCCCGGUUUACACGGUGGAGAACCGAACCAAAGAAAGAUCCAUUAAAGCAAGAGAAGUAACAGUGGACAGCUCACCCCCCCCAGAGCCCAGGACCAGAUCUGAGUUUCUGAAGUACUUCUGUCAGCUCCGCUUGGACCCAAACACCGCAUACAAAGAGCUCUACAUAUCUGAGGGCAACAGGAAGGUCAUUCGAACCCGAGACCUGCAGCCGUAUUCGGACAACCCGGAGAGGUUCGACAGCUUCGCGCAGGUGCUCUGCAGGGAGGCCCUGUCCGGGGGCCGCUACUACUGGGAGAUCGAGUGGAGCGGGGAGUUCUCGGUCGGAGUCGCCUACAGGGGGAUCAGCCGGAAAGGGAAGGGUUCCCUCUGCCUGCUCGGCUACAAUAAGAAGUCCUGGAGCCUGCUGUGCUCCGACUCCGGCUACUCGGCCUGGCACAACCGGGUGGACAAGGCCGUAAAUGGCCCUCACUCUCCCCGGAUCGGCGUCUACCUGGACCAUUCGGCCGGGACGGUGUCCUUCUACAGCAUCGGGGAGACGAUGACCCUCCUGUACAGGUUCGAGACCACCUUCACAGAGCCCCUCUAUCCCGGAUUCGGAGUGGGCACCUCUGUGAAGAUCUGUCAGCUAAAAUGAACAAAAAAUAAACAUAUAUUACACGUAGAUAUGAAGACAAAGCCUUUAAAAUAUACCGUCUCCCUUUUUCACCUUUAUUGUGUGCUGCAGUUGUUUUGUUUUUCAAUAAACAUUAGAGUACAUUUGCCUGGAUGCUCUACAAUUGACCUUAUUAUUUUAAAGUAAAAGAUAAAAAGUCAAAACUGUCAACACCUUUCUCACAACAGUAUUUUUGUGUCAAGCGUAUUGUUACUUUGUUUCUUAUUUUUGUAUAAUAAACUGCUCAGCAAAGGAAAUGCGGUUCUAUGCCCAUAACAGGAAAACAGUCGAAAUUGUACUUUAAUGGAAAAUCUUGAUCUUCUGUAUACAUUUUUACAGAGCUAUAAAACUUUGUCACUAAAUGAAAAUUUCCUCCCCCUGUUUUCAACGUGAUUUUUCCUGUAAUUCUGAAUUAAUCUGAUGAACAAGACACCUGUUAAUUUCAGAAUCACCAUUCGGCGUACAUAAACACGUUUGUUUAGACAGUAAUUUAACUUGCAUUGUAUGAUAAAGUUGUAAAAUGACAACUGGGAAAAUCUAAAGCGUUUCAUUUUGUACUUUUUUAUUACCAAAUAAAAGGAA
Molecule: messenger RNA, 2461 nt
Organism: Scleropages formosus (Asian bonytongue)
Lineage: Eukaryota; Metazoa; Chordata; Actinopteri; Osteoglossiformes; Osteoglossidae
Gene: ftr82
Product: finTRIM family, member 82
Exons: 7
Coding region: 149-1861 (570 amino acids)
Molecular function (GO): protein binding; zinc ion binding
Source: RefSeq, a predicted model, not a curated record